Molecule: messenger RNA, 646 nt
Organism: Haplochromis burtoni (Burton's mouthbrooder)
Lineage: Eukaryota; Metazoa; Chordata; Actinopteri; Cichliformes; Cichlidae
Product: c-Myc-binding protein-like
Exons: 5
Coding region: 287-598 (103 amino acids)
Biological process (GO): regulation of DNA-templated transcription
Cellular component (GO): nucleus
Molecular function (GO): transcription coactivator activity
Source: RefSeq, a predicted model, not a curated record
CUCGUUUCGAUGUCUGAGGCGUUUCAGUUGUUUACUCGCAAACGGAACAACUUACGUUUCUUUAUUGUUUAAAUGUAUCUUAUUUUGACAGCUACUCUGUAGUCUUUCUUCUCCUUUUACAAGCUGAUUGUUUAUCGGAAGAACUUCAUUUCCGCGUGAUUUGAUGUGUUGUUAUGGCAACAGAGUCACCUCCUGCGUAGCAUUCAAACAGCUGCAGCUAGUCCCGAGUUAUUUUCCGUUUCGCACAUUGUAGACGACCCGGAGUUACACGGCUAUUAUUGAAGUCAUGGCUCAAUACAGAGCCUCUGAGUCGAAGCGGGAGCAAUUUAGAAGGUACCUCGAAAAAUCUGGAGUCCUCGACACCUUAACAAGCGUUUUAGUUGCUCUUUAUGAGGAGCCUGAGAAACCUAACAAUGCACUGGAUUUCAUAAAGCUUCAUCUCGGGGCAGCUGGUCCAGAGCCAGCAGACACAGAGGCUCUUCGUACGGAGCUGGCUGACCUACAACAGAAGUGCAGCGAGCUCAUGGAGGAGAACAAAGAGCUGAGGAGCAGGCUGAUGCAGUAUGAACCAUCGCCUGAUGGGGAAGCAGCAGAGUAGAGGUUUUCUUUGCUUUUGUGGAGGAAUAAAAAGAAAAAUGUUACUAAA